Molecule: messenger RNA, 2787 nt
Organism: Bursaphelenchus okinawaensis
Lineage: Eukaryota; Metazoa; Nematoda; Chromadorea; Rhabditida; Aphelenchoididae
Source: the annotation of a GenBank genome assembly
AUGGCAGCUUCGAAGUUCGCCUCAAAUCAAUUUACAAUCUUUGCAUUGUUAUUCACCGUACUGUUCCUAGUACUGUUCGGUAUCUUUGGACGGUACUCCGGUGAAUCUCUGCCAAAUGGUACUCCAGACUUUGCUCGCGUUUCGCGCGACUAUCCACGUGAGUUUGAGUUUAUUUUUUUAAGUUUAACUUUUAUAGAGAAAAAUUUAAAAAAAACCCUAUCCUACCCUAAUUUACCUUAUCCUAAACGUCUUUACCUUACCCUACACAAUACCUUCUAUUUACUCAAAACUUAAAACUCUCAGCUGCCAUUUUACAAUAAACAUUUUCAGUUCUUCACGAUACCCACGGCUUUGUUUUGAUCGGAUUGGGUUUCCUGGUAGCCUUCUUGAGACGGUACGGAUUCUCGGCUUUGGCCAUCAACUUGUUGUUGGUUGCCUUUGUCCUAGAAUGGGGACUGAUCAUCAGAGGAUUCUUGAGCCCCGAAUUCAGCCAACACUCGUUCUUCAGCGUGGGAUUGAAGGAGUAAGUUUAUCCUUGUUUUAGACAAAGGUCUAUACCUCUAAAAAGAAAUUUUUGAGCGAGUUUUUUAUUUUUGAGUUUUUCUACCAAUACAUUUGGGCUUAAAAAGACUUUAAUUUUCAUUUAACAACCAAAUUUUAAUAUUUUUCAGAAUCGCCAAGGCCGACUACACCGCCGCCGCCGUCCUCAUCUCGUACGGAGCUUUGGUGGGCAAACUCUCCCCCAUCCAAUACCUGUUCCUGGCCUUCCUCGAGACCCCUCUCUCUAUUGUCAACGAGUUCAUCCUCUUCGGUCUCCUUGGCGUCGGUGAUGUUGGUGGCUCCAUUGUAGUCCAUCUAUUCGGAGCUGUGUUUGGUUUGGCUGUGGCUAGAAUCGUGUUCAAGCCUUCUCAAAUCCAGUCCGAGCAUCAGGGCUCCAUUUACCACAGCGACAUCUUCUCCUUCGUGGGAACGGUGUUCUUGUGGGCGUUCUGGCCUAGCUUCAACUCCAUCUUCGCUUUGUCGGCCGCUGAACAACAACGAGCCAUCAUCACGACCUUCUUGGCCUUGUUGGGAUCGACUGUCACCACUUUCUUGUUCUCUCAGUUGUUGAACAAAGAGGUAGGUAUCAGUUAUAUGGUUGUGUUACUUUACUAUGUGUUUUUACAUGUUACCUAUAAAACAAUAGUAGCUACCUUCAUAUCGUUGCAACAACUAAAAAAAACAUUUAAACUGUAGCAAAAGUAGCCUAAAAGACGUCAAAUCAUGGCUAAUAAAACGAAAUUCUCUUCACGGGUUCAAAACUAAUUUUAUGCCACGGUAAAACCUGUUUUACCGCACACAGUGGGUAAUUACUGCUUAAAUAGCUACCGCCUGACCUUAACGUAACCUUCAAAGUCAACAAAAAGUUUCAGCAAAUUAGAAUAGAUGUGAUAAUCAUUAUGAAAUGUUUCGAAAAUAACAAAAACAUCAUGUUAAAGUAAACCACAACUUUUAAAUUUAAUAUAUUAGAGCUAGAUUACUUAGAUAUAGUCGUAGUAGUAACUACUGGCAUAGUCAUAAUAGUAGCAAUUGCCUAUAGGAGUAAUACUACCUACUGGCUAUAGUCAUAGCAACCUCUGAAAGUCAUUAGAAAGGCUUAAUAGAGCUAGGUAAAAUAUUUGUAGGUAACAAAUUCCAAAAAAACUAACUUCUACAUACUUUCAGAAGCGCUUCAACUUCAAACACAUUGCCAGUGCCACGUUGUCUGGCGGUGUUGCUACUGGAGCCGUUGCCACUUUGGUAUUGUCCCCAUUGGCUGCUCUGUUGAUCGGUGUUGUCGCUGCCAUCAUAUCCGUUCUCGGCUUCAAUAUCAUCACUGUAAGUUGAUACCUAUAACUCAAUAUAAAAUAUCUCAACUUCUUUCACAACAAUAGACUAUACUUGCUUUAAAUACCUUGAAGUUAGUACUUUUAUACCUAAAAUUCAAAUUUCAGCCCCUCCUCGCCCACAAACUCGGAGUGCACGACACUCGUGGCGUCUUCUCGCUUCACGGUCUCCCCGGAAUUGUCGGUGGACUGGCCUCAGUCAUUCUGUUGUUCUUGACUCCAACUGAAGUGUUUGGAGAAACCAUCCGCAACAUCUACCCCUUCCAUAAGACCGACUCCAAGGACGGUCGUACUCCCGCCGAACAAGCCCUCUUCCAGUUGGCCGGUCUUGGAAUUACCAUUCUGUUCGCUUUGGUCACUGGUGUCAUCACUGGUAAGUUAAUGUUGGUUUGAGGAUGCUCAUGAGCAGGAUAUUAAUAUAAGUUGUCAUAUAACUUACCUCAUUUUUAAGAUUUUCAAAUAAUUCUGUACCCUUUUUAGGCGUGAUUCUCCGUUUGAAAAUCUGGCGCCAAGUCCGUGAAAAAGAGAACUACAGCGACACCGACUUCUUCGAUGUCCCAGAAGACUUUGACUUCACCACCAGGGUAAGUGAAUCAAUCUUGAAGGACUUUUUGGCAUGAUCAAUAUAUUCUUUGCUUAAAAAGUUUUCUUGCAACAAUGAAGAUUAGAAAAGUUGGAUAUAUUUAUUGACCUAAAUAUGACCAACUUUGUCAAAAAACGUUUAAAUAUUGGGAUGUUCAAAAAAUUCUGCGCCCCACCCCAAAUUUGCUUUGAAACGCAGAAUUAUUUGAACAACCUAACAUUUCUAACACAAUGUUUUUUUAUAAUUAAAAAUCUUCAGGUGACCAGCCACAUUGAGCGCGUCGAACUGACCGAACACACCGAGCGCACCAAGCUCACCAACAACGAAUACACCAACUAA